Messenger RNA from Solanum lycopersicum (tomato), 871 nucleotides. RefSeq names its product desiccation-related protein clone PCC6-19. Gene Ontology annotation, cellular component: cytosol. The record is from RefSeq and is a predicted model, not a curated record. NCBI's taxonomy places the organism in Eukaryota, Viridiplantae, Streptophyta, Magnoliopsida, Solanales, Solanaceae. Gene Ontology annotation, biological process: response to abscisic acid; cold acclimation; response to water deprivation.
AAUUUUAUAACACUUCAUCGAAUACUCUCAACAAAAAUUACGAUUGUGUAGAAAAAAAAUAAAAUAAUCAUGGCACACUACGAGAACCAAUAUAGUGCAGGGCAGGCUCUGCAGACGGACGAAUACGGCAACCCAGUCCGCCAAACUGACGAAUAUGGCAACCCAAUCCAGCAGACUGGAGGGACCAUGGGAGAAUAUGGAACCACCGGUACCGGCUAUGGAACUCAGGCUGGACACACCACUGGCGUGCUUGGUGGCACCGGUACCGGCUAUGGAACUCAGGCUGGACACACCAGUGGCGUACUUGGUGGGGAACAACGCCAGCAUGGUACUCUUGGUGGCAUGCUUCACCGUUCUGGCAGCUCUAGCUCCAGUAGCUCUUCUGAGGAUGAUGGACAUGGCGGUAGAAGGAAGAAGAAAGGGAUCAAGGACAAGGUGAAGGAGAAAUUGCCAGGAGGUCACAGAGAUGAUCAAGCCCAUUCAACUGCAACAACUACAACUACUGGUUAUGGCAUGGAAGGCACUCAUGAGAAGAAGGGAAUUAUGGAGAAGAUUAAGGAGAAGCUUCCAGGCCAUCAUGGCCCUGGACACCACUAGGAAUUGAAGCCGUGGCUAAAAGAAUAAAUUAUCCUUUUAAAUAUAUACAUAUAAAAUGUUUGGCUAAUUACUUGUAUUAGCAGUCGUUUCUAGUUUGUCCUUGCUGUGUGUUUUAAGCUUGGCCUGUCAUGUGAAUAAUAAAGCCAUGCUAGCCCUUGAAGUGCUAGUGGAAGUAUAAUCACACAUGUAAUAAGUCUUUUUUAAGUAUGUCGUACCAUGUACCUCAUGAAAAAUUCCAACACUGGGUUAUAAAUGUAUUUUAGUUCAUAUGGCA